Haliaeetus leucocephalus (bald eagle) is the source of this 672-nucleotide messenger RNA. RefSeq names its product R-spondin 4 (gene RSPO4). The record is from RefSeq and is a predicted model, not a curated record. Lineage: Eukaryota; Metazoa; Chordata; Aves; Accipitriformes; Accipitridae. The transcript has 5 exons. Bases 1 to 672 code for a protein of 223 amino acids.
AUGCAGUGGAUAAUAUUCAUGUUGCUGUUAUUCAUCAGCUCCAUGGAAAUGCUCACGCAGAACCGAUGGAAGAAGCAAGCGAGCGCUGGCCUGCUGGAGAACUGCACGGGCUGCGUCCUGUGCUCGGAGGACAACGGCUGCAUCACCUGCCACCACCGGCUCUUCCUGCUCAUCUGGAGGGACGGCAUCCGCCAGUACGGCAUGUGCGUCCACACCUGCCCCCCCGGCUACUUUGGGGUGCGAGGGCUGGAGGUCAACAGAUGCACAAAGUGCAGGUCGCCCAGCUGCGAGAGCUGCUUCAGCAGAGACUUCUGCAUGAAGUGCAAAGACAAGUUUUACUUGCACAAGGGCCAGUGUUUUCGGCAGUGCCCCCCCAGCACCACGGUGCAGCCUGGCACCCGCGAGUGCCAAGAGACGUGCGAGCCGGGACCGUGGAGCGAGUGGAGCGCCUGCACCCACGAGGGCCGGACCUGCGGCUGCAAGUGGGGCGUGGAGACACGGGUCCGGGAGGUGCCGGGGGCUCCCCGGGAGGAGGGGGCCGCCUGUCCCGCGCUGCUGGAGACGAGGAAGUGCCGGAUGAGGAAGCACUGCCCGGGAGAGAAAACUGAACCCAAAAAUAAAGGCAAAAAGCGACAGAAGAAGCCGAAGACAGAACCGCAUGCGGGUACCUAG